AUGUCUAACGCGCCUCAGUCGAAUGCAACUUUGCCAAAGACACAGGCGGAGUGGCGGAAGGCACUAGAGGAACUGCCUUCCUCGCCCGAGAAGAUUCCGUCUUUCUUCUUUGGACACGGCUCCCCAUUCCUCGCGUUCCCUGAAUCCGAUGCAGGUGGUAACCAGGUCACGGAAGCCAUGGGUCCAAAGGGUCCAUUGGCGACGUUCUUGAAAGAUUUCGGCCCUGUUUUGCUUAAAAAGUAUAAGCCAAAGGGCAUCGUUAUAUUCAGCGCUCAUUGGGAGACUGUCGGCGAACGCGUUGUGACCGAUUAUGGCGACUCGAACCCACUGCUUAUGGACUACUUUGGCUUCCAGCCUGCGUUGUAUCAAUUGAAGUUCCAUUCACGCGGAGAUUCGGCGCUUUCCCAGCGCGUCGUACAGCUUUACAAGGAGGCUGGCCACCUCGCCCGUACUACGUCCCGAAUGGAAGCUCGAGGGGAAGACGGCAGGGGAUUUGCUGGCCCAGGACUGGAUCACGGAGUUUUCGUGCCUUUCCGAUUGAUGUUUGGUGAAGAAUUCCUCGAGACGCCUAUUGUAGAGGUCUCAAUUGAUGGAAGCUUGAGCCCUGAGAAGAACUGGGCGGUGGGAAAGGUGGUCGAACAACUGAGACGCGAGGGAAUUCUGGUUCUGUCGGGCGGCUUGUUAGUCCAUAAUCUGCGCGACUGGUCGGCCUUUGCGGAACAGUCUGCUAAGUCCGUUGUGAAGGAGUUUGACAAAGCCAUUCUCGAUGCGGUCACGGUGCCGGAGCCGAACGCUAGAAAGGAGCAAAUGAUCAAGCUCAUGCAGCAUCCGGGGUUCCGCGCUGCGCACCCGCGUGCGGAGCACUUUGUCCCGCUGUACGUGGCGGCAGGUGCAGGAGGAGAUGGAGAGGUUCGAGUGCUAUCUGCGAUUUACGGUGCACCUACGUUCGCCUUUGGCUUGUGA
Laetiporus sulphureus 93-53 is the source of this 963-nucleotide messenger RNA. Its product is annotated as Extradiol aromatic ring-opening dioxygenase. Lineage: Eukaryota; Fungi; Basidiomycota; Agaricomycetes; Polyporales; Laetiporaceae. The transcript has 5 exons. The record is from RefSeq and is a predicted model, not a curated record. The coding region runs from base 1 to 963 and encodes 320 amino acids. Gene Ontology annotation, molecular function: ferrous iron binding; oxidoreductase activity, acting on single donors with incorporation of molecular oxygen; zinc ion binding.